CAAUGACAAUUGACAACCUGUCACGUGUUAGUACGUCGCUGCCGGCUGAAUGAUUAGAAUGUUAUUUUUUUAAAUUCGAAACAUAAAUAUUCAUUUCGUCAGAGCACAAUUAUUGAAAAAAAUUCUUGGUUCUUUUCACACGGGAAUUGGAAAAUUACAAAUAUUUUCAAGGUGUCAUCAUUUUUACCUACUUGAUGGAUUAUGCUGAAUUGCAAAAACAGGCUGAUACCAUUGGAAGAAAGUGGUAUAGACAAGCUACACAAAGAAUUUUUGUCAACAGAAGUCUACAUUUGGAGAAUAUCAAGUUCUAUGGAUUUGAUAUGGAUUAUACGUUAGCUGAGUAUAAGUCUCCUGAAUAUGAAAAACUAGGAUUUGAUUUAAUUAAACAACAUAUGGUGUCCAUUGGAUAUCCUCAAGAAAUAUUGGAAUUUGAAUAUGACCCUACUUUUGCUGUGAGAGGUUUAUGGUUUGAUUCCUUAUAUGGAAACCUGUUGAAAGUAGAUGCCUAUGGAAAUAUACUUGUAUGUGUACAUGGUUUUGAAUUUUUGAAACAUUCAAGAGUAUACGAGUUAUAUCCUAAUAAAUUCAUAAAUCUUGAUGAAUCAAGAGUAUACGUACUGAAUACUUUAUUCAAUCUACCAGAAACAUACCUACUAGCAUGUUUGGUAGACUUUUUCACGAAUUCUAAAGAGUAUACAAAAACAAACACAGGAGUCAUUUGUGGUGAACUUCUCAUGUCAUAUAAAUCUAUAUUUCAGGAUGUUAGGAAUGCAGUCGAUUAUAUUCACUUACAAGGUGAUCUUCAAAAUAGAACCAUUGAAAAUUUGGAAAAGUAUGUGAAAAAGGAUGAACGACUUCCAAUGUUCUUGACCAGGUUGAAGGAAAGUGGAGCCAAGACCUUUCUUUUGACAAACAGCGGUUAUAAAUUCACGGACAAAAUAAUGACUUAUCUAUUUGAUUUUCCUCACGGAGCAAGGCCUGAAGAUCCGCAUCGAAACUGGAAGACUUAUUUCGAUAUUGUAGUAGUUGAUGCCUGCAAACCGCUCUUUUUCGGAGAAGGAACGAUUCUUCGGCAGGUCGACACUGUCACCGGUAGACUGAGGGUCGGUGUUCACACUGGUCCCCUACAGUCAGAACACGUCUAUUCGGGGGGCUCCUGCGACGUUUUCACAAAGUUCAUUGGUGCCAAAGGAAAAGAUGUCCUGUAUGUGGGCGACCACAUUUUCGGAGAUAUUUUGAAGAGCAAGAAAAUUAGAGGGUGGCGUACUUUUCUCAUAGUUCCGGAGCUUGUAAGGGAGUUGCACGUGUGGACCGACAAGUGUCAGUUGUUUGAGGAACUGCAAGGCUUGGAUGUCAAGUUGGGUGAAAUGUACAAAAAUUUGGACAGCAGUGCAAAAGAAAAACCAGACAUUUCAAAGCUUAGGGCAGCCAUUAGAGAUGUGACACACAAAAUGGACAUGUCUUAUGGCAUGAUGGGAAGCUUAUUCAGGUCUGGAUCUAGGCAAACAUUCUUUUCUUCUCAGGUUGUAAGGUAUGCUGAUUUAUAUGCCGCAUCACACCUCAAUCUCUUGUAUUAUCCCUUUUCGUACAUGUUCAGAGCUCCGGCCAUGUUAUUGCCCCACGAAUCAACAGUAGCACACGAACAACAUUUUGUUUUGGAGUUACUUCCUCAUGACCAUAUCUCAGAUGCUCAAAACGAGGAGAAGAAUAGCAAGAGGGCUUUAGAAAAAGCUCAGAGUCAGAUCCCACAUGUACGGCCAGCCACCCCGCAGUCUGUAACACAUAACCACGAUGAGGACUUCUCUGACGAUGACAGUGAUGACAAAAUCUCCCGAGUCAGUGAAGAAGUAAGAAACGAUUAGGAGUUGAGGAAAAGUUGUUUGUGCAAAUGUACCAUAAGCUUUAUCAAAUCAUUUUGAAAUGCACAAAGAUCACAAAUUUUUGAAGUUUUUUAAUCGUUGAAUUGCUCAUGAAUUUAGUUUAUUGAUAAAUUGUGUGACUUCUUCAAUAACUGCUGAAUUGUUUAGCCAAUAAUGUUAUAAAGUUUAUUGUUUGUUGUA
This is a messenger RNA of Leptinotarsa decemlineata (Colorado potato beetle), 2060 nucleotides long. RefSeq names its product 5' nucleotidase B (gene Nt5b). Gene Ontology annotation, molecular function: 5'-nucleotidase activity. The record is from RefSeq and is a predicted model, not a curated record. NCBI's taxonomy places the organism in Eukaryota, Metazoa, Arthropoda, Insecta, Coleoptera, Chrysomelidae.